CCCGUGCGCUCGCUAGUCAAGUUGGCUGAUUGACUGCUUGCUUGCCACUAACUACGGAGUACUUGUGUCGGAUUGCUUUUCCCCGCCGGGCUGGGGCCGUGUGCGUGCGUGCGUGCCGUGUGCUCUCGCGUGGCUGAGACGGGGGUUUGGUUGGCGGGGAAAAGGAAAAGGACGAGUGCGAGUGGGACGGCACGCGGUUGCUGUGUAGGUACAGUGUUGCUAGCUAGGUAGCUAUGCCUGGUCCUCCUCCUUCUCCUUCUUCUUCUUCUUCUUCUUCUUCUCCUCACUGCCGUCUGCGCACGCCGCUCUCCCGUUCCCCACUGCGAGACCGCUGCUUUGGAUUGAAUGAUGUUAUUACGCUUAGAUCCGCAGAUGAGAGUCAGAGUCACGGACACAAGACAGAGCAAGUGAGCAACCACCGACCAACCAGCCAGCUAACCAGCCAGCCGUGCAGACCGGCUAUCCCUCCGACGCAGUGCGGCCCCUCCCUAUUAUUGUAUUGUAUACAAUAUGCAGACCACGUAGUUACGCACGCACGCUGCCCACGGAAAUAACACAACAGAAAUAGAUGAAGGCGCUAUUUGCGGCCGAUCGCUCGCGCGCUGCUCACU
Aplosporella prunicola CBS 121167 is the source of this 611-nucleotide messenger RNA. RefSeq lists its product as uncharacterized. Bases 234 to 554 code for a protein of 106 amino acids. The transcript has a single exon. Lineage: Eukaryota; Fungi; Ascomycota; Dothideomycetes; Botryosphaeriales; Aplosporellaceae. The record is from RefSeq and is a predicted model, not a curated record.